UAUUUCCUCGAUUGAGCAAAAUGGCGGCCGAUCGUUCGACUUCUUAAGUCCCCGUCCAGUUCAACUAAAGUUUAAUCUUCGUGGCAGUUAAUACAAGGCUUCUUUUUCACGUAAUGAAGGUUGUGGAAGGAAUAUUACAUUUACGCGAACAUGUCUGGAGCAGAUAGAAGGCAAGAGAAGGAAAUUCUACAGGAAUUUGAUUCACAAGUGAAAGAUAUUCGACAGCGCCUAACAGAGCAACUGAAAUGUCUGGACAACCGCUACGAUGCUCAGCGGGAGCAGCUAGGGGACCUGCAGGAGUACAUGAAGAUGCGGGCGGAGGUGGAGGUGGAGUACGCCAAGAGCCUUGAGAAGUUGCAUGAGCGCCUCACCAGAAGGCAGAAGGCUGUCCAGAAAGACAGGGAAGGUGGCGUCCCGUCUACAACAGCAUGCUGGAACAUGCUGGUGGACAUGACGCGAAGUCAGUACAAGCAACACUCUUCAUUCAGCCAGUGUCUCAACUACACCCUCUACAACAACUUUGGGUCCAUCAGGGACGGCCUGGAUAAUGUGUACAAGAAGAGCCGAGAGAUGAUGGUUGAGGUGCACACAGAACUCCUGAGGGUCAUGAACGAGCUUUAUGCCGAUAUCAAGUCCUACCACAAUGCACACAGUGAGGAGAAAGUUCAGGAGGCUAAACUCAGACAGGCAGAGAACGAAAAACUCAAGAUGGAGGAGAAGGGCUCACACAAACGGAGCAAGACGGUGGACAAAAACUAUGACAAGUGUUCAGUCAAACACCACGAUAGUUCAGUCAAAGCCACCAAGGCCAGGAAUGACUACAUCAUCGCCGUCGGGGCGGCCAACGCAAGCAUGGACAAAUUCUUCCAGACAGACUUGGAUAAGAUUGUAGACUGCCUGGACCUGAGGUACAUCCAGCUGGUGCGCAAGGCCCUGAAGGCUUUCCACACGGCCGAGGUACAAGUGCAGACGCUACAGCAAGAUGAGCUGAGGCGGCUUGAGCUUUGCAUGCGCCGACUCAGCUCCGAGGAGGACAAAAAGCUCUUCCUGCAGGUCAACUUCCAGCCGUUUGUCGGGCCGGCGACCUUCCAGUUUCAGUCUCACUGUGGGGACAAGAUUCAUUCACUGACGGCCCAGCAUCAACUGCAGAGUGACCUGGAGCAUCGCUAUGAACUUCUGUAUCGCACUAUUGCAGCCCUCAAGAUUGAAACCGACGAGAUCCAGAAGACCCUGAAGGAGGUGGAGCGCAACUGGACGGAGGACGAAAGCAACCCCAGCGAGGACGAAAUUGUGACCCAGCUGAGGUCCGUCCGGAGGAUGGUGGACUCCGUCUCCACCCCAGACCUCAACCGGGUGUCGUCCAUGAAGAGACAGCGUGCGCUCAAGCAGGAGACAGAGAUGUACUAUCUGGAGAAACAAAGGGAGUAUCUACAGAAGAGCAACAGACUAACUCGCAUGAAGGCCAGGCAGGAUCUCAUACGCCAGGGGCUAGGACUGAGUGAUUCCGAUACAGAAAAGCGGUGCCACCCGGCCACCACUUUACAACGGCGACAGAAGCCGCGGCCCAAGUCAGUACAUAACGCCCGCCUGUUCGGAGGCAACUUGCAAGAGUACCUGGAGAUUACUAAGCGUGACAUUCCAACCGUUGUACAAAGCUGUAUUGAGUGUAUUUCCUUGUAUGGUUUGCAUCACACGGGUAUCUUCCGAAUGCCCGGGUCUCAUCAAGAAAUCACUGAAAUGAAGGAAGCAUUUGACAAAGGGGACGACCCAUUUGAAAACCUCGAUGAGUUGGCUGACAUCAACCUGGUGGCCAGCGUCCUCAAGCUGUACUUCAGGGAGCUCCCCGAGCCACUGUUCCCGACAACGCUCUUCCCCCAGUUCAUGGAGUGCGCCAAAAAAUUCCGGGACGCCGAGAGAAUACCAGAGUUGAACAGACUAGUGAAGGAGCUACCCACCAGCAUCAUGAUAGUAAUGCGCUACCUGUUUGCAUUCCUCAAAAGGCUGGCCCAGUACAGCGACGAGAACAUGAUGGACUCCCACAACCUGGCCGUCUGCUUCGGCCCUACCCUGAUCCAGCAGUCUGAGUCGGACGAGGACAUCCUGCUAUGGCAGAGCCACAUCAACGACCUGAUCCAGACCAUGAUCGUCUUUCAGGAGGACAUCUUCCCCCAGGAGCCCGGCACGCUGUAUGAGGACCCGUCCAUCACUGACCUCAGCUCGAGCCCCAGUGGAAGCCUUGAGACCAUACCUGAAGGGACGACCGACGAAGACGCCAACAGUGGUUUCAUGGUCACAGCCAAGGCAGACUACCUGGCCAAAACGAGCAGCGACCUGACCUUCAGCAAAGGGGACCAAAUCCGCCUCUUCAACAAAGUGGACGAACACUGGUGGAGGGGCAUGGUUGGGGACCAGAAGGGCUACAUCCCCAUUCAGUACGUGGACGCGCCGGAAAAUGAGAACGGUGUGCUGAGCCACCCGGUCAAACGCCAGGUCAGCCGGACGAGCAGUGCCGACAUGCUGGUGCAUGACAUUGAGACCAAGAUGGCCAGCGUGGCCCACGCCCUGUCCAACAUUGAGACGGUCCAGAACACCCAGGCCUCCACCCCGGACCUGGUCAAGGAUAUCCGCACCCCAGUCACCCCAUCCUCCCCUGGGCCGACUACGCCCAAGCCCAAAAACCCCCCACCUGCCGUCAAACCCCGCCCCUCCACCAAACCCACCCGGCCCAUGCCUUCGUCCUCGCGCAAGCCCCAGUCUCCCAUGAGCUCCACACAGACCUUAUGAGGACAAAAACAACACGGAUGCUCAUAACACCAUUUUACUUUGAUUUCAGUUUUCAUUGUCUCGACAUAUAAUCUUAUUUGUGCAAAAAGGGUUUUGGAAAUGCCAAGAGUAUUUUUUAGGCUUGCACGCUUUUGUAAUACCACAGCAUAAUGAAAUGACUGCAAAGCAUAGGACUCGGAAGUAGAACACCAUAAUGCUGCUGUUAGUUUUAAGCAUAUAGUUUGUUUUGUUCAUGGUAUUAUUCAGUUGCAAAGUAGACAUUUCAAUUCAGACAUCAUGCAAAACCCCAAUAUGAAGAGAAACAAGACAUUUUGAAAAUUCAUGACAAGAAUAUAUAAAACUAGCCCGGCAAGCUGCCGGCAAGAGAUAUUAUUCAUGCUUCAUACGUUGGCACAAGCUUUAAGGCCUUGGCAUAGUUGUGUUCAGCUGUGCAGUGGUUUGGCAGGUCAUACAUUUCCCUGUGACCUUAACAAGUUGUCCACCUUUGAAUUAAUUUUUUAAAAAUCCAAAAGGGGUGCUCCAUACAAUUUCCACCAGAUGCUUCUUAAUUUUCUUGUAACUAAGGACCAUUUUUGAAAGCCACCAUUUGUUAUUUUCACAUCAUAAAUAUGAAUUAUGAAUUCGUCAUUGAAACAUUUUUCCAACCCGACAAUGACUUGUUAUGCCUUGCUUGAUUUCAACAUUGGACAAGUGGAAACCAAAUUUUAUAUGCAGAUAGUGUGAUCUUUUAGUUUAAUACUCCACCUUCAUGUCAGUACACCGUUUGUAGAUUCAGCAUACCCACCUCACUGCUGAUGUGUCCAGACAAAGGCGAUUUCUGUUGCUGUUUUGUGUUCCUGAGCUGUAAAUGACGCAAGAAAUCAACUGCACGUCUCUUUGCAUUUGACCCCCAGGCAUUAACUCAAAAGCUAUCUACUUGAAUGCCACAGUCAUGGUGUUUCGAAGGAUGCAGCAGAACAAGGGCUUAACUUUGAAAAAGAAGGUCAUUAAAAUUCAAUGAACAAACUCUUCGAAAUGGUAAUUAACCUAUGAGGACUCUGAUGGUACAGUGUAGAUUGGCUGAAGGAUCCCCUUAACAGGGCAAGUGCAAUGGACAUAGAGAACCACGGUAGAAAUCUCAAGACUCACUGCGAGUACAAGUUUUGAACAUUAAGAGUUCAUGUACCCAUCCCAGUCUGUUCUGUUUCAGCAAUAAGGGAAUGUGUUUGAGGAUAGCUCUUAUUGUCAAGCCUGUUCUGGCUACAAUGACCUCCAGAGCAUAGUAAUACAAGCCCAUGUUUCAGAUAUUUUGAACCUUUUUAACUGAAAGGUUAAAGACGGAGAAGCAGUGGUCAUAGUAAAAAGCACAGCUGUUUGCUGGAGAAACAGUGAAAUGAAAUCUACUUGAACGUGCUUGUAUUUCAAAUUAAUUUCAUUAGAUGGCCAGAUAUUCUGCUUGGUGCAUGUGAACUGCUGUGGGAGCCCUGCAUUUGAAGGCCAAGCCUGUGGCUGGCUAAUGAUGCAUGCAUCCAUAGAACUUGGCUGCAGACACUAGCCAGACAGCUUCCAUAAACAUGCAUGGUUAUUUCUGGCCAUAGCCAUAAAGUCUGGAUACUGACCCAGAAUGGUCCCUGGUGCUUUUUCUGCCGUCUUCCCAGUGCAGAUCUGGGGUGGUUUGGGGGGGGGGGAGUUGAGGAAGAAACAUGACCAAAACAGACUUUGUCACCCAGGGCUCACAGAUUGUAUUCCACUCAUUUUCCUUUGUUAGGUUUUUCUUCCAGAGAAGUUCUGUUCCAUAUUCUACAUGUCCUUAGUGCAUUUUUUAUACCAUUUAAUUUUCUCUUUGCCAGUGGCAGCGAUAGUUUGAGUCUCUCUUCCUUCCUAGAUCUGCCCUUGCUUAUUAUUUCAUUCCUUUCCAAGUGUUAGAACCAGUAAGAACAUUUCUUGAAGUUGGAAACUCAGCACACUACACAGGCUCAUGUUGUCUUUAUUUUUACCUGUACAUGCAAUUUUUAUCUGCCUUAGCUUAAUAAAUGAAAUAGUACUCUGCUUGGUGUUAUACAAUAGUUACUGGUGCCUCAAUGGGUGGUUGGAAUGUUGUACAUAGAAAAAAAAAUUGCAAUGACAUUAUAAAUUGUUUUACAUGAUUUUUAAUGGUAAGUGAAUGUCGGUUUUAGUGACGCAUUUUUAAAAACCUGUCGUUACGUACAGUCUCAUUGUUUUGGAUAUUAACGGCCAGGUAAUCUGGAAAAUCUAUGCAUGGGGAAAAACCUGUUCUUGCCGUUGUACAAACGUACAACGGUAAGAACUGGUCAAUUCACAAAAGCACACCACCAAGAAUUUGCAACGCGUUGGCCAAUCACAAUGCGCGAAAUCUGUCGACCCUUUCCAAACCUGCACUGGCUCCACAAAUUUCGCACACUGUGAUUGGUCAACACAUUGCAUACUCUUUGAAGCACACUAUUGGGAAUGGCCCGUAUUGUGGAUAAAUGUGACAUGGCCAUGGGAGCACAGAGGGGAAUGAACUAAAGUUGAUUACUGAUUAGUUGGAGUUUCUGUGAACCUACCCUCCCCCCAAUCUGGAGAGAGAGAGGUGGUUACGGAGGAGCGGAGACCCUACAGGCCACCCUCUCCAUUUCACAACUGUCUUUGGUUGCCCCUCAUCUAGAGUUUUUUAGUCUCCAAUUGCCCAUGCACAAAAAGCUUUGGAAAUGCCCUCCUUUCCAAUGGCCAGGAAUACAGAUUAGCACAUCUUUGUAGGCCCAUCCAAUUUGUUCAAAUAUUUCAUCAGUUUUGUCUUGUUACUCUGUGAUUCAUCUCUGGUCAAAAUUUGGAAAGAUGAGAGCGAGAUGCUGUCUCCUGAGGUGUUCAGAAAUUGGAAAUUGCAGUCUAUUUUUCUCCAAGUUUCUGUUUUAGUGAUUAUGUUAAAGCUUUUACAUUUCAUCCAAAUUUUUUGUUCAGAGUGGAAUAUGUUUGAACAGUUUCUUUUUGCUAUGCAGGUUUUUUUUUUGGUUAAUGUUAUAAAACUAAGAUGUUUAUUAUCAGCUAGCUAGAUGAGAUUUUGUUGGAGCAAUACGGCAGCUAAAACUAGCAAAGUGAUAUUAGACAGCCUUGUGUGGUGUUAUUUCCCAUACGUUGGCUUUGUCUUCAACCAUGGCUAAACAUUGUUAGGUAGACUUUACUUUUGUAUCUGAAGUGAUGUUGUCAAAGCCCGGAGCCAAAGCACAAAUCAUUAAGCUGAAGCCAAACCCAAGAAUUGAAAAAUAGCCUUACAUAUUGUAAGUGUAAUAAAAUGGAGCUAAAGAAUAAAUAUGCUUUCACAUUAGGUCAGUGUUAAAUUGAUGACAAAUUGUAAAAGCUGGGUGCACAAAACAUGGUGUGAUGUUUCACCAAGUUGACUUUGUGGUACAAUGUACUAAAUAUAUUAAACAAGCAUACAUAUACCAAUUAUUAA
This is a messenger RNA of Acanthaster planci (crown-of-thorns starfish), 6217 nucleotides long. RefSeq names its product SLIT-ROBO Rho GTPase-activating protein 1-like. The record is from RefSeq and is a predicted model, not a curated record. Gene Ontology annotation, molecular function: protein binding. Gene Ontology annotation, biological process: signal transduction. Lineage: Eukaryota; Metazoa; Echinodermata; Asteroidea; Valvatida; Acanthasteridae.